Messenger RNA from Stegodyphus dumicola, 9892 nucleotides. RefSeq names its product phosphatidylinositol 5-phosphate 4-kinase (gene PIP4K). The record is from RefSeq and is a predicted model, not a curated record. NCBI's taxonomy places the organism in Eukaryota, Metazoa, Arthropoda, Arachnida, Araneae, Eresidae. Gene Ontology annotation, cellular component: plasma membrane. Gene Ontology annotation, biological process: phosphatidylinositol phosphate biosynthetic process. Gene Ontology annotation, molecular function: 1-phosphatidylinositol-4-phosphate 5-kinase activity; 1-phosphatidylinositol-5-phosphate 4-kinase activity.
AUGAAAUUAAAUGAUGGCAGCGAAACAUCAAUAGGAAAAAUGUCGGGAAAUUUUGAGGAGUUAAAUGUGUGUAUCUCGGUGCCGAAUAUCAAUUGAGUACCGUCAUAUUUCAAAAUUGCCUUGAAUACUACUCAUAAGGGACAUAUUUAAAAUGGCUUCCCUUACUCAGAAAGGUAGUAGUAAACUAAAAAAGAAACAUUUCAAGCCAAAAUACCAGAAAGCGAAGUUGUUUAGGGCUAAUGAACCCUUGCUCAGUGUGUUCAUGUGGGGCAUCAAUCAUACAAUAAAUGAAUUGACUCACGUAAAUGUACCUGUGAUGCUUCUUCCUGAUGAUUUUAAAGCUUUCAGUAAAAUUAAAGUUGAUAAUCAUCAUUUUAACAAAGAGAGCAUGCCAAGUCAUUUUAAAGUCAAAGAGUAUUGCCCCUUAGUGUUCAGGAAUUUAAGAGAGCGUUUCAGCAUAGAUGAUGUAGAUUACAUGAAUUCUCUCACAAAGUCACAGCCCAUUGCUGUGGACUACCCUGGCCGAAGUGGUGCAAAAUUUUACGAGUCCUACGAUCGAUUUUUUAUCAUGAAAACGCUUCAGAGUGAAGAGGUUGAACAAAUGCAUAGCUUACUGAAGCAGUAUCAUCCUUAUAUAGUGGAAAGGCAUGGCAAAACUCUGUUACCUCAAUAUUUAGGGAUGUACAGAUUAACAGUUGAAGGAGCAGAGACUUACAUCGUCGUUAUGCGGAAUAUCUUUACUACACGCUUGAAGAUCCAUAAGAAAUAUGAUUUGAAAGGUUCUACAGUUGAUAGAGAAGCAAGUGAGAAAGAAAAAGAAAAGGAUAUCCCGGUAUUGAAGGACAAUGAUUUUGUUAAAGAUGGAUGCAAAAUGUAUAUUGGAUCAGAAGCCAAAGAAAAAAUCCUUGAUAUGUUGAGUGCUGAUUCUAUGUUUCUCUCCUCCAUGAAUUUGAUGGACUACUCAGUAGUUGUGGGUAUCCAUGAUUGUGAACGCAGCGAACAGGAUGCUUUGGAAAAAGAAAAAGUUGAUUCAGAUGCAGAAGGUAGUGGUGAAAAUGGACCUGGUUCGGAAGAAGAUGAAGAUUCUGCAGGAAGUGGCAUUGGAGGUGCCGCACCUACUCCUCCAGAUUCACCACGCGCUAACCGAGAAGUUUCAUUAAAUGGAGAUGGCCUUAAUCCUGCUAGAGACAUUUAUGCAACGCCAAGUUCUGAAAGUGCCCCAAAGAAAGAAAUUUAUUUCUUAGCAUUAGUUGAUGUUUUAACUCAUUAUGGUAUGAAAAAGAGGACAGCACAGGCAGCCAAAGCAGUUAAACAUGGAACCAAUGCAGAAAUCUCUACGGUUCACCCUGAGCAAUAUGCAAAAAGGCUUGUUGAUUUCAUAGCAAAAGCAAUGGAAUAGAGGUGUACAACCUAGAAUAUGACUGUUAAAUCUAUUAUAGUAUUUAAUGAUGUGCCAUUCCAUAAUAUGGAUUGCAAAACACUGUGUAUAUUGUGGCAUUGUAGAAUUACCUGGUGAUUAAAUUAUGAGGUUAGUUGCCUACCAUCUUGGAGUUACCUCAGUACAUCACCAGGUUGCAUGAGCCAAUGUUCUUUUGUAUUCCUGUAUGUGAUUAUUUGUUUUGAAUUGUUUGAGUGUUUGUUAAAAUACUUGUAUAUCUUUUAUUUUUCUUUUUUGAGUGAAUUUUUCUAGUUUAUUUUCUCCAUUGUAUCUGUUUUUACCUGAUGCAAAUAAGUGUAGCACUAUUUAACAUACAGUAUUGCUUGUGUUAUUAAAUCUGUGAGGUAAUACUGUCUGUUUUAUUUUCUCCAGAAUGUUUUAAUCUUUGUAACAUAUAUGUACACAUUUUUGUUCUCAAGUAAAUGAAAUUCUUUCAGCACUUAAUAAAAAUUUUACUAUAAAUAUGCCCAUGCUUAAGAAUUAAAAUAUCAGGCGAAAAUAUUGACUAAGUUUAAAAGUGAUAAAUAUUUUAGUGCUGGUUAUUUAAUUAAAAAAAAAUAUUUCAAAAGUUCAUCGAGUUUUCCAUCUUUAAAAAAAUAGAAAUACUAAAAAAUCUCCUGUAAACUUUUUAUCAAGUAUAUCUUUUAUUUUAUUAGUGUACAGUUAAACCUCAUUAAAAGGUCACACUUAGGACCAGAAAAUAUGACUUAUUAUUUAGAGUUGCCUGUAAUCUGUAGUUAUAAAAGUAGACUUUUUCGGUGUAAAAGAGAAAACUAUAUAUUAAAAAAAUAAAUGAAUAAAACAAAAUUACAAAUUCUAUCCCUUAUUAAAUAUUAAAAAUAUGUUUUAACUCAUUUAUAUCAAGGAACAAUAUAAGAAAUUAGCACCAUGUGAUUAUGAAUAAAAAAAUAUAAUUGAACCUCCCUAUAGGAAAUACUCAUGGGACCAUGGUUUUGUCCAUUAUCAUGGAGUAUCUGCUAAAUGGGAGUGCAUUGGUCUUCUGCUUUGAAGGUCUCAGUUACUGAGAACUGCCCAUUAAUGGAGGUUUAAGCGUAUUUUGAAACUGAUGUUUGAUUUGUUAGCUACUGAUACUUGCACUAAAUUUGCUGCAAACAUUUAUGGUCUUCUGAUAUUUUUUCUUCAGUAGUUUACAUAGAUUUCUUAACAAUGUCCAAAUGCUCCAAAAACAACCUUUUUUGGUUGUUGCUUUUUGAAAAAUUUCCUUGCAAUCACUUUCAGAAAUUUCAUAUUCACUAAAUUUCUUCCCCAAGCAAUAAAACGUUGACUAUUUUGGGGGAAAUUUGCUAAGUCUAGAAAAAUUUGAAUAAGUUUAUUUCCUAAUUGGCAAUUAAGUAAUGGGAUUAUAAUGAGAGCUACUGUGGAAUUUGGAAAACAUGUAUAUUUUCUUAGGGAAAUAAAGUAGCUCAUAUUCUUUUGCCGUCUUCCUUGGCAAAUUGCAACUGAUUUGAUAGUUAGAACAUAUAUUAUUGUUCAUAGUUAGAUUCAAGUUAUGUGAAGGUUGUUCAUAUCUGGAAGAAAAAAAAAAUAGAUGGAAAAGAACUUGUUUUUCAUCCAGAGAGGGGGAAAAAUAUAUUUUCUUCACACCAUGUAUUUGAAUGUGACCUGAUAGUGGGCAUCAGCAUAUCAAAAGUGGCAUCAUAACCAGUAUACAUUUCAUGGAAAUGAAAUAUAAAUUUGUCAGUAUUUAAAAAAAAAGAAAAAGAAAAAACUGAUCCUCAUAAAUGGAAUGACAUUAUCUUUUUGAUGAGGCUGACUGUACCUGUUAUGGCAAAACUAACUUUUGUCUCAUGUUUAAACUUUACCACUCAAAAGGACAUUAUUUAAUGCUAAAAAAGAAUAUAAUGUAUGUGUAUUUUCAUUGGAAAUUUGGUAUGAUCUUAUUAUAUUUUGUCAUUUUUAUGUACAUCAUACAUAAUUACAGCUCAAAUUGGAUAUAUUUUUCUUAAUGCUUAAAAAAAUUUUCUUUAUUGGAUAAGUAAAUCAAAAUAUUUUCAAAGUGUAUUUAGUUCCUAAAAUGUUAGUCUUUUUUUAAUGUAAAUUGUUUGUUUUCAGAGCUUAAUUUUAUUUUACCACUUGUUUAUGGCCUUUUGUGCAAUUGAAAUUCAUCAUACUUCCCAUAAUAUUCUAAAAAAUAGAUGUAAUCAGUUGUAGACUUAACAAUGCAUAAUUAUUUCCUUCUAAAAAUUGCUUUUUGAAAAUUUUAUCAGUAAUGUUAGUAUGCUGUGCUUUUAACACAAAAUAAACAUUUAAAUUUAUAAUAAAUAACUAAUAAAAGCUUAAAUGUUUAUUUAAUAAUUAUUUUUUUCAUGCUCCAUACUGGAGCUGAUGUAAAAGGCUGAUUGUUGAUUUAAAUUCUGAACAGUAAUUGUAUUUAAUAUUUUGUAUAUAAGUUUUAUAUUAAUUUAUUUGUUUCAAGAUAUAUAUUUCAUUAAUUAGGAAAUAAUAUUAGUAAAUUUUAUUACUUGAGAUAAAUUCUAUAGUUUCUUUUGCUUCAUGAAGAAAAUUUGUAAAAAUAAUGUAAUUUUCAUAACUGAAUUAAGCAUUUACUGUAUAAAAGAUGUAUUUGAUCGUUCUCAGAUUCAUGUAUUGUGAAUUGGAUAUAUAUUUUUAAAACAUGGUUUAAAAUACCUUAAAGGAAAUAACUUCUUGUCAUAAUUAUGCAAUCAAUGUUUCUACCUUCUGUUGUAGAAAAAUAUCUGCACAGUGCCUUGUAAAGCUCAUACAAAAAGAAAUGUGUGAUUUUAAUUUGAUUUUUUAGAAAUAUAUUUUGACAUGUCAUUGUGAUCAUGAAAUAGCUCAGAAAUAAGAAGAUAUUUAAUGUCCCCUCCCCCCAAAAAAGUUUUUUCAAAGCACAUAAAUUAAGAAUGCAUAUUAGUAUUGAGAUCUAUGUCCACUUACGCACAGAAUCUGUUCUUUCUGAGCCAGGGGAUCUAUUUUAAUUUUUAUUUUACUAAUUUUUAGCUUCUUGUUCAUUUCUUUUUCCUUUUCUUCUCUUUUUUUUUUUUUUUUUUUUUUUAAAUAAAACUGUAGGUAACAGUAUUUUAAAAUGCAUAUUUUUGCUUUCAACUGGUACUGCAGUGUAUUAUUCAUUCACGAAUAAAAAAUGUGACUUUUUUUUUAAAAUUUUUAUUUAUUAAAAAAAUUACGUAGAUUCAAUUUUUUUCAAUAUUACACAAUUUAAAAUUUGUGUGUUCAUCUUAAAUGAUUGCUUGAUUAUGUUCUGUUGAUAGUUUGACUACCAUAUCAAGAACUUUCAAUUAAAUAUUUCAAUUUGAAGCUGUCAUCAUGAAUUCAUAAUAUUUUUGUAUCAAAUAUUAAUGCAAUUUUAGUGGUAGAACUUAGGUAAGCAUAUCCACUCCAAAAGCAAUUUAGGUAGAUUGUGUCGUGUAUGAAUAUGUAGAUAAGUUAGCAAAAAAUUUAAACCAUUGAUAAAACUAAAAACAUUGUAAAAGAUAUGUGCAGGCAGAAAUAUUAUGUCAUCUUCUUGGUUAUUUUAAUUUAGAUAGUUUCAAGUUGUUUUGUUUUAGACUUUCAUACGGGUGGGGGGGGGGAGAAAUCAAGAUUAUGAAUAUUCAAACUCUUUAUUACAUAAUUCUUAUAGUAAAUUUAAAAAAAUAACUCUUCAAAAAGGAAAACUAUUGGUUUAUUUGAAAUAAUUCUGACUUUCUGUCUAAUUAAUGUAAACACUUGAAAAUAUUUUAUUUUUAAUGUAAAAGUAUACCACAGAUUGUUUCAUCAGUCUUCAGCUAUGUUUUAUACCUUUGUCAGCUCUUAAUUAAUAGAUAUAUGUGUUAUUUUUUAAUCUAUGAUAAUUUUUAGCUGUAAUUAUGACAUAGGAACAAAAGACAAAAGCAAAAUGUAUAUUAUUAACAAAAUAGCUAUUAUUGAGUGCUAAUUUUGCCAAUCUGUAAAACAUUUUGAAAGUUUUGAAAGUUAAUAAUUAUACUGAUAAAACUUGAUGUAAUUACAAGUCAAAGCUUUUCAAAAUUUUGCUGAGAACUAAAAAAGUAAAAGUAUAUAUAUAUAUAUAUAUAUAUAUAUAUACUUUUUUAGUUCUCGGUAAUAUAUAUAUAUAUACAUUUUUUUUUUCAUUUAUAUGUUGAGAAAGAUUGCUUAUCAAAAAUAUUUGCUUACAAUAUAUUUGUCUUUCAUAUACAUUUAACUAUGAAACAGUGCCUAAGGUAUUGUUCUUUAAGUAUAAAAACUUUAUAAAUAAGUAAGUUUCCACUAUAUGACUGAAGAUUUCCCAGCUUUCACCUUAAAUGCAUUUCUUCUAUUUUUUCUUUCUCUCGCUGAGUUUGUAAAACAUGCUGAACUGUCACUACUUUCCCCCUCUUAAGUUUGAAUAAUCUAUAUAUGCUUAUAAAACUAAAAACAUGUUUUGCUUGAAUUUAUAAUCCCCCCUUCUUUUAAAAAAAGUCUGAAUUUUUUAUCUAUUAGUCUUUAAAACAACAUCUAUAACUCUGUGUGACUAAGAAGCAGAUUUUGCCAUUCUUUACAUUUUUUAAAAUUAAGUUAUUUACUAUCUUCCCUUCCUUGUUAAAUAUAUCAUUUAUAUUUUAUAUCACUGAAGGAAAAUAUACAUCUAGAUUGCUUAAUAGAGAAUUCUAAAUGUUGAAUGAAUACAAGUAAUUUGUGUAAUAGCAAUAGCAGAAUUUAGGUGUAAUAUAUUAAAUUCUUAAUUAUAGCCGAAAAGUUUUGAAAUUGUGAUGCAGUGUGAAAAGCUUGUAAUAAUUUUAAUGUACUUUUUAGGUAUGUUUGCAUUAAGAACUUGUAAAUUGCUCUUUAAAGUGUCUCUCCUUCCCUUAUUUUUUGAGGGGGGGGAGAGAAAUAGCCUGUUACCUUUCUGCCUUAUUUAAAUUAUUUUCUGCAUUAAUGGAAACAAAACAACUGUUGUUAUGUCCCUUAAAUGUGUCAAAUGAUGUAUUUGAAUAUAAGUUAAAAUAAUUUAGGUGUAAAAAAUCACCUUAACUAUGCAUUAGAUUUGCUAUUUUAACUAUGCAAUGCUAUAUUUAAUAGUUUAAAAAGUGCAAUUUUUAAGAUCGAUCAUGUGUGAAAUUGUAAUCUUUUUAUUGUUGUAUGCAUUAUAUUAUAAAAAUAUUUUAAUAUUAUAUGAGCUAUUUUAUAAAUAAGUGAACUUGUUGAUUGUGAUUCCGGUAGUGGGUUUUAUUUGAUUUAGUCUCGUGUUUUUGAAGCAACAAUCGCAGAGAUACACAAUUCCUGAAACUCCUUUUCUGUAAAAAGUUCUUCUGUUUGGCUGUGAUGCUAUGAAGGAAUUGUAUUUUGCUUUUUAUCAUGUAAUGAUCAAUUGUCCUUGAUUUUCUUUCUCAAACAGUUAUAACUGUGACACUUUUUAGCAGCCAGUAGAUGAGGAUAGGGCUGCAGUUAUCAAGAAAAGAAUCAAUAAAAUCUUUCCAACUGGCCUUGAGCAUGAAAGAGUUCAAUGGUGAUGGAAACUAUUGCUGCAUUCAUUCACAUUUGAGGAUCAAAUAUGAAUGAAUGCAGCAAUAGUUUCCAUUUGAGGAUCAAAUGUGAAUGAAUGCAGCAAUAGCAAUUUGAGGCUUGUGAAUUAAAUAGAUGACUAACCAUUCACAGCAAGCAAAUGUAUCAAUAAAUGCAAUUGAUUUUUCUUCAUAUAUCAAAACUGCAGGUUCAGUCCACUUAUUUAUCAGACAUUCUUUAAACAGUAUUAUUCUUUUUAUGACAGCAUUCUUGUCCCUAUGGAUGUAAUUAGAUGUAUAAUAGAAGUAAUACUUCCCUUAACAACUAACACUUUAAGGAGAAAAUGUCUGCAGGCAGAUUUUUCUGAUUUGGAUAUAUGCAAAUUUUGCUGCUAUGCAUGACAUUAUGUGGAAGAAAAAAAAGGUGUUGUCUUUUCUGCUGAGAAAGAGUAGUUAUGCCUAAACAAUCUAUGCAUGAAAUUUUGAGUCAUCAGUGUUUUGUAUUCCUUAUGUAAAUGUCUAUUGCUCUCUUGUGAUAUAUGCUGUAUAUAUUAAGCUUAGGAAGUUAGUUUCAUGUUUUAUGUACAAAAAUUUGUUAAUUGGCCAACUUCUAUUAGACAGUUUUUUGAUUGCAAGGUGUCCCUAUAAAUUUGGACAUAUUUAAAAAAGCUGUAUAAAAUCAAAGUGAUGUAUUGUGCACGCAAAGACAGUUUUUUGAUUGCAAGGUGUCCCUAUAAAUUUGGACAUAUUUAAAAAAGUUGUAUAAAAUCAACAAAGUGAUGUAUUGUGCACUCACAGUGUUGCUAUUGCAAGUUUCUACCUGGGGAAUCUUAAAAAUUCAUGAAAAGUAAGCGAAAUGAAAAUUGGUAUAAAAAACUAAUCCCAGGAAAUGGAAAGAGAACAAUAAAAACUAAUUUUUUCCAUAAAGCUAGGGAAAAAUAGAUCCAACUUUUGUCGAAUUAUAAAAAAAAAAAAAAAAAAAAAAAAAAAAAAAAAAAAAUUUAUAUAGUAUGCAGUAAAUAAAAACUACUUUACAUAAAAUGAAAACAAGAGAAUAGUAAUUGUAAUCUCUCUCUCUCUCUCUCUUUUUUUUUUUUUCUGUGUGUGUAUAGAAGAUGUUUAUCCGCUUCAUAUUGGAUACAGUUUUAUCAAUCCUUGUCUGUUUUCUCAACUGGCAUGUGAACUGUUGUUCAUGCUUCCGUUCAGAAGGCUCAGGUGCUGGGCACUUCAGCAGGCUCCUAGGCUGGGACAGCCACAUCCUGUGCAGAAUUCAUUGUAGAUAGGCAUAUCUUUCCUGGCAUAACAUAUUGGAGAGUAUAAUUGAGGAAGAAUGAAUUUUUCCUCAAGAGAAUUCAGUGGUUGUUGUAUCAUGGCAUAGGUAAAGAUAAGCAAUUCCGAACGAUAGUCAAUUCAUGAGCCUUGCGUACAUACAAAUCGUAAAGUCAGAACGUCCGUCAAGAGAGAUAAGCGUAACAGUUACUGCUUCGACAUCCGGCGCUCAAAUGAGUGAGAAACAGGUAGCAGGGCAGGUCCAUGGCUGGAUGGGAGGAGCUACUGGUCAUGUGAUCCAAUGGGUGUCCUGGAAAGAGAGUGCAUUUUCUUGCUCGACAGGCAUUGGUGUGGGCAAAUUUUAAAGUUUUAACUUAGUUGAAAUCCUGAGUACAUUUAUUUGAUAUAAUAAAAGAAAGUUAUCAAGUUACAAUACAAUAAUGAGAAGUAAAAGGGAUCCUGGACUGAAAUAAGUUGGCCUAAUUUUAAUGCGUUCUGAACUAAGUAUUAAAAUAAGAUAUAUACAAGGUGUUGGUGAAAUGAAUUAGUGAUUCUUAUUCUGAAAGACAGAUGGCGACACAUGAGCGUGUGCUUUUAAGAGUUGCAUACGGAAAUGAAACCGUUCAAUUACUUCUGUCUUCAGAUAUAUAAUUGUCCUCCCUCCCAAAAAAUAUAGCCAAGAAACCAUUACUGUAUGUGGUUUCACUUUGUAAUAAACAACUAUAGUAAUAAAUUAUUCUUUUUUUUUCUCCCCAGUAUACUUCAAUUCUAAGCUCUUCAGGUAUGCUUUGAAGCAUUUAAUGUCAAGAAUGGUGCAUAUUGUUGCAAUAAUAAUGGUGCAGUAUUACCCUAUAAAUUUGACUAAAUUUGUGGUUAUUUAUAUUGGGGGGGGGUAUUAGCCUCUGUAAGAAGUCUUUAGGUGCAUAAUACUCAAAUUUAUGGGACACUCUGUAUAUUCUUUCAUUUUAUUGUUUUAUGCAACAAGUUUAUUCUUAUUAUGCAGUUGUUUAUGAAAUGUAGAUAGAUAACAAAUAAAUUAAAUAUUUAGUGAUACUUUCCUAGCAAUCAGUGGUAAUUUAAGAAGCAACAAAUCCAAAAUUCAAAUGUUGUUAUUUUAGAAAUAUUUCAUAAUUAUAAAUUACUGUUUAUCUGAAAUUGAACACUUGUAGUCUAAUUGUAUACUACUUGUUGAUUAUUGUAGUAAUUCUCUGUAAGAAAGGACUUAUUCCACUAAUAUUCAUUGCAGAUUUAGUGUAAAUGUCUUGGUACAGAUGUUUGUAUGUGAUUUUGUAUUAUAAUCUAUUUUUUGAAAUUGAUUGUUUUGUGAAAAUAUACAUAGACAACAUUAGUGUCUUUUUUACAUUUUGCACAUAAUUUUUUUACAGUGUCAUAUUAAAUAUGUACUAGUGGCUCUGAAUGAAAUGUUGGAGUUUUCAUUUUACAGAUGGUUUAAAUAUACAGAAUUGAGUAAUAUUUAAAACAUUUUUGGUAAAAAUUUAAUAGUGAUUGUUUCACUUUUUGUUGUUGUCUGUUGAUGUUUUUAAUAUUCUUCCAUUAAAGUUCUGUAAUAUUUAGCCUGCUUUUGUGAGAUUAUAUUAUCACACAGCAGUUACUGUACAUAAAAAGUAUUGCAUAUUGGAAUUGGCAAAAUUUUGAAACUUAUCACGAUCAGUGUUACUUUGUGAAAUAUUUUAAUGCAAUAAAUGUGUUUGGUGUGGUUUUA